Messenger RNA from Dipodomys ordii (Ord's kangaroo rat), 966 nucleotides. RefSeq names its product RWD domain containing 4 (gene Rwdd4). Lineage: Eukaryota; Metazoa; Chordata; Mammalia; Rodentia; Heteromyidae. The transcript is spliced from 8 exons. The record is from RefSeq and is a predicted model, not a curated record. The coding region runs from base 191 to 757 and encodes 188 amino acids. Gene Ontology annotation, molecular function: protein binding.
UUUGGGUGCCGGCGUCUCACCAGCGUUGGCCUUGGGCUUCUGGACUCCUGACCGCGGCUCUUCGCCUGGCAUUGCCCAGGGUCGGGGGGGAUCGCGUGUGAAACCGUGUCUUCGGCUGCGAAGAGUGCUCCCCGCAGCACGAAAGGGGCGCCCUGGGCUCGGGGCCACUGCCCCCUCCCUGCGUGGUGCGAUGAGUGCCAACGAGGACCAGGAGAUGGAGCUAGAAGCAUUACGUUCUAUUUAUGAAGGAGAUGAGAGUUUCCGGGAAUUAAGCCCAGUUUCAUUUCAAUAUAGGAUAGGUGAAAAUGGCGACCCCAAAGCCUUCUUAAUAGAGAUUUCCUGGACAGAAACAUAUCCUCAGACACCUCCAAUUAUAUCUAUGAAUGCUUUUUUUAACAAUACCAUAUCAUCAGCUGUAAAGCAGAGUAUCUUAGCCAAGUUACAAGAAGCAGUGGAAGUUAAUCUUGGAACUGCUAUGACCUAUACGUUGUUUGAAUAUGCCAAGGACAAUAAAGAACAGUUCAUGGAGAAUCACCAUCCUGUCAAUUCUACAACAUCCACAGGCAAUAUUAUCUCAGUUGAAACACAAAAUGUAGCCUCGUCAAGUAAGAAAAAAGACAAAAAAGAACAACUUUCAAAAGCCCAGAAACGUAAGCUGGCAGAUAAAACAGAUCACAAAGGGGAACUUCCUCGAGGCUGGAACUGGGUUGAUGUCGUGAAGCAUUUAAGCAAAACCGGCUCUAAAGAUGAUGAAUAGCAUUUGGAACUAAAGAAAAGGAAAGCGUCCUUUAAAAAGUAAAAUGGGCUCAACACCUUUCAUUACUAUUUUCUGAUAUUGAGGUGGCUUUUUUAUAUAAUACAGGUUUUUUGUAUGUUUCUUAAAAAUAUUGUAAGUAGAAAGUUCAUGGAGAGAUCUGGUUGUAUUAAAUUAUUUUCUCAAACUUGCCUUAAUAAAAGGUGAAAUUG